Molecule: messenger RNA, 553 nt
Organism: Lacerta agilis (Sand lizard)
Lineage: Eukaryota; Metazoa; Chordata; Lepidosauria; Squamata; Lacertidae
Product: neurophysin 1-like
Exons: 3
Coding region: 17-439 (140 amino acids)
Cellular component (GO): secretory granule; extracellular region
Molecular function (GO): neurohypophyseal hormone activity
Source: RefSeq, a predicted model, not a curated record
UCCAGGAAGGAGGCAGAUGCAGGAGGCAGAAGCCAGGAGAGGAAGGCAGCCUGCAAGCGAGAUUUGCAUGCCCACCAAGAUGCCUGAGACCUCUCUUGCAGUCUAUGUCCUCUGCCUACUCACCUUGUCCUCAGCUUGCUACCCCCCGAACUGCGGUCAGGGAAGAAAGAGAUCAGUCCCAGAAGUCAGAAAGUGUCUCACCUGUGGUCCCGAAAUGAAAGGACACUGCUUUGGCCCCAACAUCUGCUGCGGAGAUGAAUUUGGCUGCCUCAUUGACACCCCGGAAACUCCGCGCUGCUUGGAGGAAAAUGACAUGCCUGACCCCUGCUUUUCCGGCUGGAAGUUCUGCCAUGGUGAAGAUGGGGGGUGUGCAGUCCCUGGAACAUGCUGCACUCUCGAGAGCUGCUUCGAAGAUGCGGAGUGCGUUCGUCCGGAGUAGGCAGCCCCCAGAACAUCGGUUCUCCAACUUAUCUUUCAGAACACCCUCAGAAAAAGAAGAAUCCAAAGAAUAUCCUAAAUAGCAUAAAGAAGAAAUACAAAUUGGGAGACGGAA